GGAUUGUGGGUGCGGGGAGUGGAAUUUUGGAACGAAAUGUAGCGAAGAGAAGUACAGUAGUAAGAGUACCAGUGCAGCCGCCGCUGGCCGAGGGGGCGCGCCGCGGAGGGGACGCCGCACCCCCUUUCUGCCGCAGGGACCCCGAUCACACCGCCCCAGAGGGAAGAGGCGCCCCCAGUACCCGCGUCGGCCGCGUCCACGUUUUCCCCAGGAAGCCGGACUCUAUGGGGCGGGACCCCGGGGGAGACUGAGCGGAACCUGGAGCCGACCCCGAACCCCUGAACCUCGAGCGAGGGGCGCCCCGGGAGCACCCGCCCUGUGGGUGCGCAGCCCGCCCGCGGAGCAGCCAUGAGCGAGUCGGUUAUCUGCUCGAGCCGGGCCACGGUGAUGCUUUAUGACGAUGGCAACAAGCGGUGGCUGCCUGCAGGCACGGGCCCCCAGGCCUUCAGCCGAGUCCAGAUCUACCACAACCCCACAGCCAAUUCCUUCCGGGUGGUCGGCCGGAAGAUGCAGCCAGACCAGCAGGUGGUCAUCAACUGCUCCAUCAUGCGGGGUCUCAAGUAUAACCAGGCCACACCCAACUUCCACCAGUGGCGCGACGCCCGCCAGGUCUGGGGCCUCAACUUCAGCAGCAAGGAGGACGCCGCACAGUUCGCCGCAGGCAUGGCCAGUGCCCUAGAGGCGUUGGAAGGAGGUGGGCCUCCAGCACCGCCACCGCCGCCGCCGUCCUUGCAGCCACCCGCAGCACCCGCCACCUGGUCUGUCCAGAACGGCCCCUCCCCGGAGGAGGCAGAGUAUCAGAAAAGGCAGCCGGAGCAUGUGGAGCGGGAGCGUCGAGUCUCUAAUGCAGGAGGGCCACCUGCUCCCCCAGCUGGGGGACCACCCCCACCUCCAGGACCUCCCCCUCCUCCAGGUCCUCCCCCACCCCCUGGCCUGCCCCCAUCCGGGGUCUCAGCUGCAGGGCAUGGAGCAGGGGGAGGUCCACCCCCUCCACCCCCUCUCCCCACGUCAUCAGGCCCCAGUGGUGGAGGGACUGGGGCCCCCGGCCUGGCUGCAGCCAUUGCCGGAGCCAAACUCAGGAAAGUGAGCAAGCAGGAGGAGGCCUCAGGGGGGCCCUCAGCCCCCAAAGCUGAAAGCAGUCGAAGCACAGGUGGGGGGCUCAUGGAAGAGAUGAACGCCAUGCUGGCCCGGAGAAGGAAAGCUACACUGGUUGGGGAGAAACCUCCCAAGGAUGAAUCUGCCAAUCAGGAGGAGCCAGAGGCCAGAGUCCCAGCCCACAGCGAACCUGUGCGGAGACCCUGGGAGAAAAACAGCACAACCUUGCCAAGGAUGAAGUCGUCCUCUUCAGUGACCACUUCCGAGGCCCACCCUUCUACACCCAGCUCCGGUGAUGAGUCAGACCUGGAACGGGUGAAACAGGAGCUUCUGGAAGAGGUGAGGAAGGAAUUGCAGAAAGUGAAAGAGGAAAUAAUUGAAGCCUUUGUCCAGGAGCUGAGGAAGAGGGGUUCCCCCUGACCACAGGGCCCCGAAGAGCGAGUUUCUCCUUUCUGCACACCCCGCCUGUCACCCUGCUUUCCCUGCCUCAACUAAACUUGGAACUGGCUGAAGAAUACAGGAAUGCGGCUUCCCCACUCCCGAGGGGGUGUGGCUUCUGUCGUGCCCCCGCCCAUACUGGCUGCUGAUUGGCUGGGGAGGCCCCCACCUUUUGCUCUCUGUGGUCCUCCUCCUCUGCCAUCCCCUUGGGGCGGGUUCCUUUGCAGGGGGAUGUACCAAUGAACCCCACAGUGAGAGGGAAGGGAGGAGGGAAUUUCACAUUCCCUAGUUCUAGAUUUCACUUUAACGCUUAAUGCCUUCGAAUUUUUGUUUUUUAAGAAGAAAAAUAUAUAUAUAUUUAGGUUUUGGGGGGAGGGAAAUUUUUUUCUCUUUGGUUUUGAUAAAUGGGGUGUGGGGAGUUUUUAAACGCCGUAGCCCAAGGCUUGUUCCAUUUAGGGCAGCUAUUUAAGGGGGGAUGUCCCACCAGGCUGGGGGCACCUCUCUGGACCCCAGGAACAUCCCUUCCCUUUGGCUCCUUCCCCUUUUCUAUGAGGAAUUAAGAUGCUGUAACUUUUUGGAACCUCAGUUUUUGUUUUUUUGUUUUUUUAUUUGGGUAGGUUUUGGGGUCCAGGCCAUUUUUACCUGCUUAGGGAAAAUAAGAUGAAGGAGAAAGAAAAGGGGGAAGAAAGCUCCCCUCUCCCACCUUCACCUGUAGCUUCUUGAAAAUGGGCCCCUGCAGAAUAAAUCUGCCGGUUUUUAUAAA
Messenger RNA from Phyllostomus hastatus (greater spear-nosed bat), 2296 nucleotides. RefSeq names its product vasodilator stimulated phosphoprotein (gene VASP). Gene Ontology annotation, cellular component: cytoskeleton. Gene Ontology annotation, molecular function: actin binding; profilin binding; SH3 domain binding. The transcript is spliced from 13 exons. Gene Ontology annotation, biological process: neural tube closure; axon guidance; positive regulation of actin filament polymerization. The record is from RefSeq and is a predicted model, not a curated record. NCBI's taxonomy places the organism in Eukaryota, Metazoa, Chordata, Mammalia, Chiroptera, Phyllostomidae. The coding region runs from base 349 to 1515 and encodes 388 amino acids.